Molecule: messenger RNA, 873 nt
Organism: Acromyrmex echinatior (Panamanian leafcutter ant)
Lineage: Eukaryota; Metazoa; Arthropoda; Insecta; Hymenoptera; Formicidae
Product: protein distal antenna-like
Source: RefSeq, a predicted model, not a curated record
UCGAAGUGAUGCGUUUUAUAAGAAACAAAGUAUUUUAAUGGUUACUCGAUCUGCGUGCAUCAAUGGGAACGAGUGAUUUCUAAACUUGUUAGAGGAAUGGAAGUUUAACUGACAAAAGUUUAGAGCUGUAUGUGAUCCAUCAAUGAUCGAUGGAAGUUUUUCUUGUUUCUCAAGCUGCAGCAUGUCGAAGUCAUCAAACUUUUUCAAGUUACUAACUCCAACCCCGCCAAUCACUAUGGUAAAAGUUAUAUGGUACCUGGCAGAUAUGAGAUGGCAACUUGAACGUCAGCGAUCCUGGGCUGAGUACGAGUUCAUCUAGAGGUACGAUGCCGCGGAAAAAAUCACGGCAGGUGAUCAAGCGACCUUUGAAAUCGAUUCAAGAAAAAUUAAACGCUAUUAUGAGAGUUCAUAAUGGCGAAUCUAAAGCUGCUGUGGCAUGCGACAUCGGUGUACCAGAGUUCACUCUCAGAGGAUGGUGCAAGGCGGAAGACAAAAUAAUGUCGCAAGUCAACAACAAAUCAAAGUCAACAAAUAAAAGCUUCGACAAUAUACUGUCAGGAAUAGAUUUAACAAGUAUACUGUACGCAGUAGCGAUAUCCCUUUGCAAUUCGCAUUUUUCCUCAUCUCUCUUUUACAAAGGUACAAUUAUAUUUUUCUCCCAAUCUUGGGAAUCUGCCUUCUAUCUUUCUUAACAAAGGAUCCUUCUUUUCUCAACAAGGUCAUCGAUAUCGAUGAUAAUCCUUUUCCUGCAUACAUUCAGACCUUCAUCGGGAUCUCAUUAUUUCCCGCUACUUUCAUUCGCUUCAUUUUUCAAUAUCUGUCUUUCCUCUCCCUUUAAUUCUUCACCGUCUGUCUCUGACCGUGACUUUUGCU